This is a messenger RNA of Monodelphis domestica (gray short-tailed opossum), 1528 nucleotides long. RefSeq names its product transmembrane protein 81 (gene TMEM81). Lineage: Eukaryota; Metazoa; Chordata; Mammalia; Didelphimorphia; Didelphidae. The record is from RefSeq and is a predicted model, not a curated record.
CAUAGCAACCAUGGCAUAAACAUACCCAUCAGCAGGGCUGUUCGUAGCUUACAGGGAAUAAAGAGAAUCAGCAGAAAGUCUGGGUGAAUUAAGUUUCUCUUCAAAUGGAAAAUAACUUCAUUACUCUUGGGAAAGGACAGCACCGAGAAAGUUAAAUGGUUGUCGUUUUUAAAAUAUCCACACCUUUUGACAUUGGAGGAUACCUCGUCACUGGCAUUAAGAAUAUGAAAAUGAAGAACAUUUAGCUGAGAUUUCAGAAGUUUCUGAUUAUUUUCCCCAAAUGGCCUCACGGGCCACUGACUGAGGGUUUAGGAAAGUUCUCCCUUAAACAUGAAGACGAUAGAUGUUGGCAUCAUCCUUGGAACACUGGCAUUUGCUUUCUACCUGCCUGUAACGAUGACGACAUCCCAUCAAACGUUAAAAAUCCCUGAAAAGCUGCAAUUGGCUCAUGGGAGAGUGAUCGUCAAUGCUACACCCUGCACGGUCACCUGUGGCCUGGGCUAUAAGGAGGAGGAGACCUGUGAAGUGGGCCCUGAUGGAGUAAAGAGGGAGUGUGAGACUCACCAAACUGAAUGCCAGACCAAUUGGAUUUGUGGGAUGGUCCACUUCACUGUUCCCGUUGGGAAGAAAUUUGAGCUGACCUGUCUCAGUUCAGACAUCCUCCAUUAUGGGCACGAAGCUUUCCGUUUCACCUGGAAGUUUGCCUACGGCAUCGUCUCCACCGACGACGAGUUGUUUAAACCUUUUCAGCGCCAUAUCCAUUCUGUGAUCUUCACACCUGCCCAAGAGCUUGACUCGGGCACCUACAGGUGUGACGUCCAGCUCCUCAGGAACCUGAAGUUUGUCAAGAGAAUCUACUUUGCGCUCAGAGUCAUUCCUUCUAACUUGGUGAACCUCAACUUUGAUCAGUCCCUGUCUGAGGAACAGAAGUUAAUGGAUGAGGGGAUGGAAUUGGAUCAAGGGAACCAGACUCAUUUCCAGCACGUAAAGCAGACUAAAAAGGCCUGGGUGGUGCUGGGAGUAGGAAUUACAGUGGGGGUGCUUGGUGGUAUGCUCUUCAGCACAGUUUUGUACUCUUUGAUGAAAAUUUCCAAUAGGAAGGUGAACACAGAGAUAUAGUAGUCUGGCCGCCAUUCCUGGAAGUUUGCAAGCCCAAUAAGUAGUGCUAGCUGUUUUUUGGAGAGACUCUUGUCUCUGCCCAUUGGUGAGUCCUCAGGAGUAGGAACCUACAGCUAUUUAAGAGCACUUGGGGGUGGGGGCAUAGAAUCUGUGGGAAAAUGCCAAUCUUGUCCCACCUCACCCAUCUUCCUAGUGUUAUACGAGUGCUUGGGUGCUCCAGGAGAAAAUCCAGAUCAUUACCAAAAUUGAUGGGUUUUGUACCUGUUCAAAUUUACUGGAAUUAUUUCCAGUGUUGAUCCUUCCUCCCAUUGUUAAGAUAUUUGAGCAGAGUGAAUGUUCAUAGUUUUGGGGUUUUUUUAUGCUGGAAAUUUGUCCCUUAAUAAAAAAUUUCUGCCUUAUGUGCAUCUUA